AGUCACUGCAGAGGAAUGCGGAGGGAUUAGAAGCCUUGUCAAGCUUUCAAUGGGAAAUGUGUCCUCUCUAUGUCCUGGUAUGAACAAGCUGCUAACCACUGUCACAGAUAUAGGGAGUAUGAAUACACUACAGGAGAUGGUCAGAGACUGCAGACACACUACAGGAGAUGGUCAGAGACUGCAGACACACUACAGGAGAUGGUCAGAGACUGCAGACACACUACAGGAGAUGGUCAGAGACUGCAGACACAGUACAGGAGAUGACCAGAGACUGCAGACAUGAUACAGGAGAUGGUCAGAGACUGCAGACAUGAUACAGGAGAUGGUCAGAGACUGCAGACAUAUACAGGAGAUGACCAGAGACUGCAGACAUAGUACAGGAGAUGGUCAGAGACUGCAGACAUACUACAGGAGAUGGUCAGAGACUGCAGGCAUACUACA
Messenger RNA from Staurois parvus, 441 nucleotides. The record is from the annotation of a GenBank genome assembly. NCBI's taxonomy places the organism in Eukaryota, Metazoa, Chordata, Amphibia, Anura, Ranidae.